AUGUUCACAUGGUGUGUGAUGGUCGCUGAUGGUCGUCAUUUUGAACUCACCUCCAAGGGCAUCGGCCAGUUAGUCGGGUGCAGCGAAGGCCUCAUGGCCGACGAAUAUAAAAGCAAGGCCUUCCGUGUCGGUUUGGGGAUUCCUCAGCUCACUCCAGCCCCAGCAGCCCAUCCAGCCAUCGACAGCCCCACCCCAGCAGCUGAUACAUACCUUCUUACGCUUCCGACGAAAACUCCGAACGAAUCCAAGAUGCAAGCCAGAAAGACCCUCUUUUCUUUCGUCCUGGUUGUCUCAGCCUUGGCCGGACUUGCCUCAGCUGCCCCGUCGUCUGCGGGCGACGUUGCACAGGAGAAGGCCGGCACUCCGGCAGCCUCCGGUCCCGCUGAAGUCGGCGGAGCCAAGUCCGAGGCGGCUGCAGCACAGGCCAACACCAAACCCGCCAGCGAUGGUCACGCUGAGAAGACAGACUCGGCGCCUUCUACUUCUCAGCUAAACGCUGAUGCGACAACUGGCCAGCCAGCAGCCGAUGGCCAGUCCGGUGAUGCCAAGCACACGAAGCGAAAUGCCGAGGGAGCUGCCGCCAGCAAACCCGCCAGCGGUGGUCACGCUGAGAAGACAGACUCGGCGCCUUCUACUUCCCAGCUAAAUGCCGAUCCUCCAAGUGGCCAGCCAGCUGCCGAUGGCCAGUCCGGUGAUGCCAAGCACACAAAGCGAAACGCGGACGGAGCUGCCGCCAGCAACCCCGCCAGCGAUGGUCACGCUGCGAAGACCGACUCAGCCCCUCCAACUUCUCAACUGAAUGCCGAUGCUGACCCGACGACUGAUGCGGCGGACGCGACGCACGGCGCCGGCGCGCACACAAAGCGAAAUCAACCUGCCGGACCGCCGGAGAAGGCCGACUCAGCCCCCCCAACUUCUCAACUGAAUGCCGAUGCUGGCCCGACGACUGAUGCGGCGGACGCGACGCACGGCGCCGGCGCGCACACCAAGCGAAAUCAACCUGCCGGACCGCCGGAGAAGGCCGACUCAGCUCCCCCGACUUCUCAACUGAAUGCUGACACUAAUGGCCCAACAGCUGAUGCGGCGCACGGCGCUGGCGCGCAUUCACAGCAAAAUCAACCUGCCGGAUCGGCGGAGAAGGCCGACUCGGCUCCCCCAACUUCUCAACUGAAUGCCGAUGCUGGCCCGACGACUGAUGCGGCGGACGCGACGCACGGCGCCGGCACGCACACCAAGCGAAAUCAACCUGCCGCCACGACGGCCGCCGAGAACAAGAAGGACGGCGCCGAGCCCAGUCAUAAGGAAUCUCCGACCACCCAAGAGGCCCAGCAGCUGAACACGAGCCCCUCUGGCACUGGCGGCACCACUGAUUCUGCUGCUGCUGCGGACACAGCUUCACACUAG
Molecule: messenger RNA, 1404 nt
Organism: Puccinia triticina
Lineage: Eukaryota; Fungi; Basidiomycota; Pucciniomycetes; Pucciniales; Pucciniaceae
Exons: 3
Coding region: 1-1404 (467 amino acids)
Source: RefSeq, a predicted model, not a curated record